Puccinia triticina is the source of this 11688-nucleotide messenger RNA. RefSeq lists its product as uncharacterized. The coding region runs from base 1 to 11688 and encodes 3895 amino acids. NCBI's taxonomy places the organism in Eukaryota, Fungi, Basidiomycota, Pucciniomycetes, Pucciniales, Pucciniaceae. The record is from RefSeq and is a predicted model, not a curated record. The transcript is spliced from 16 exons. Gene Ontology annotation, biological process: positive regulation of protein catabolic process; protein polyubiquitination; proteasome-mediated ubiquitin-dependent protein catabolic process. Gene Ontology annotation, molecular function: ubiquitin-protein transferase activity; protein binding.
AUGACCCGGAUCAAGCGGAGUUGGAAGAAGGCGCCCGAAACGAAUCCGAAGGUGGUCGUGCUCAUCAAGGAAUUUUCUCAACUUCCCGAUCACGAGCUCAUCACUGCCCUCGAAGAUGCCAUCAAGACCGGAUGGCAAUACCCUCGAUCGGAUCUCAUGUUCUGGAUCCCCGUUCUGAAUCGGUUUGACGGAUACCUGGAAGCGACGAUCAAGGAGUAUGAUCUGCGAGGACCAGGAAGCAAGAAAGAGAAAGAUUCGGAUGGUAAAGAGAUCAAGGAAAUCGAUUCCAACCGGAUAGGCGUCCAGGUCAACGAUUUUGCCCCGAUCACUAAACGGAUGACCCUCGCCAUCUUUGGAUUCAUCAAGCUACUGCUCGAGAACUGCACCAAUCGAAAGCUGUUCUCAUCUUACGACCGUCUCAACGACUUUCUCCUCACUACCGACACGGACGUGCUUCUGGCCAAUCUCCGUCUGAUCCUUCGCUCGGCCCAACAGUGGAGCGUCCAACAUCAAGACAUGAACGGUGGUUUUGGGAUCUCUCACUCGCGACUGCUCGACCUGCUCCAGAGUUGGUCGUCGAUCAGCGGAACAGACAUAACUGGUCUCAGCUUGGUCGACCUCGUCCAACACACCCUUUCCGCCUCCUCUCAGUCGGAGGAUGCCAACAUGGACAUCAAUUCCGCUCCAACCAACCCACCCCGCAACGCUCCCGAAGUUACCUUUCUCUUUUAUCGCAAGGUUGACCUGAAGCCGACCACACAGCCUGCCAUUGACACCAAGCCGGCCGUAGACGAAAAAGGCAAGGGAAAGGAAGUGAUGCCGGGCCCAUCCACCACUUCCUCCAUCCAACCCUCAAGCUCCUCAACCCAACUGGCUCAUACUCCAACUACCCCAACCCCCAAAGGCCGGUCGAAAGACAAAUCCGUCGCUUCCCAGACCUCCCCCACCCAACCCCUUGCUCCAGUCGAGGGAUUAGCCACUAUCCACGUUUCGCCUGACACCCUGGCCUCUGGUAGGCGGCCCCAGGAUAUCUUGGCUGAUCUCAUUGAACAACAUCAGCUACCGAUUGAUUGUCGAUUCAAGCUCUUCCACCGGAUCCGGAUCGCGAUGGCCCUCAGAAACUCUCUGGACGUUCGGCGAUUCGCCGUCGUACGACUGUUGGCCCUGGCGAUCUAUACCCACACGACCGACGAAACGACAGCUGUUUCAAAAUUGUUCAUCUAUGAGCCCGGUCUGAUAUCCCAACUCAGCGAGCUUAUCAAUCUGGAAAUCGGUGGUGACGGUCUCGGUGGCGACAUUCAGGCCGCCGCCUUCUACGCAUUGGAAGGUAUUUCCCGAUAUCGAGGCAAGAUUGCUGAGGUUGCCGGUGCAGUUGGUGUUUCUGUUAGUCACGGUACCUUGAUGCAGGUAGUGCGCAAGAUGGCGAAGGAGCUCGAGCGCGAGCGAGCGGCUUGUAAAGACGAGUUCAUCGAUUCCCUAUUUUGCUUCCUGAGCUGUCUCCAGCUUAGUGUGUACGCUGGCUCUCUCCUCGUUGGGGCCGGUGUGGUACCUGUACUCGUUGAUAUCUGUAAGAACUCUCAUCCCAAUCAGAUCGGAACCGUGAUCCGAGCCGUUACCAAUCUGGAUGGGCUACUCUAUGGGUUCACUUCGGCAUUUGCCCUGUUCAACGGGGUCGACGGGCUCAAGGUGUUCGUUAAUCGAAUCAAGGAAGAGGUCGACAAAGCGAUUGCCGAGCACCCUAUCGACGUCACUUCAUCAUCCAAACCGUCUGAGUUGCUCAUCGGGAUGCUCUCGCACUCCUCUGCCGGCCUUCUCAAGGCUCUCUUCCGCUCGAUCCAGCGCUUGCUUACUUCGGCUGGAACUUUGGAAAGCGUUCGCAACUUGACGGAGACCCAACUGCCUCAGUCCAUCAAGCUGAUCAUCCAAAACAAGGCAGUAUUCGGUUAUCAAAUCUAUUCCCUGGCCAUCAACAUGAUGUCCACGUUGAUUCACAGCGAGCCGACCUCGUUGGUUAUUCUUCAAGAAGCAGGCUUGCCUGAAGCCCUGUACGAUGCAAUUGACAGUGGUAUCGAACCGGCAUUCGACGUGAUUGCCGCUAUACCAUCCGCUCUCGGCGCCCUCUGCCUAAACGAGGUAGGCCUACAGCAGUUGAACGACCGUCAAGCGAUCCCGGCCAUCUUCUCGGUGUUCACGUCUGAAAGGCAUGCCCGUAUUCUAAGAGACAGGGACCACGCCUCCGUUGUUGGAAGUACUAUCGACGAGUUGAUCCGACAUCAACCCUCGCUGAAAAAGACGGUCCUGGAUUCCACCUUGACUUUCUUGAACGAAAUCGAUCGCAUUGGAAACGCCGUCAAUAUCAACACGAGUCAAUUGGCAAAUGUCCAAUUGAAGCCUUGUCCUGAGGAAAGUUCACAAGCUGCAAUCGAAGGCCCCUCAUCGUCCGUUGCGCCAGCUCCCGCCGAGAACAACUCUCAGGAUGUGGUCAUGAAUGACAAUCCAAGUGCACCUGCCCCAGCCACUACUCUGUUCCAGUCGGCGACCGCUAGUGUUAGCAAAAAAGACAAAGAAAAGGACGAAAAAGAUCAUUACGCCAACAACCUUGUGCUUCUCUUGAUUGACGUCGCCUGUAGGUUGCUCGAAUCGAUGCUACAGAACGUGGCGCAUUGCCAAGAUUUUAUUACCUUGGGCGCCUUGGACAAGCUAUUGGGCCUACUCCGACUGCCUUCAAUUCCCUACGAUUUUGCCACUACACCGGCCGCCGAGGCGUUUAGCUCAACCAUCAGGGUUGUUACCGAAACCUUACCCCGCGAAACACUCACGGUUGUGAUGAAGCAACUCCGAUCCGACCUGAUGGAAAUCAAACCGUUCUGGCAAACCCUUCGGCCGGAGUCGGAAAUGCUGAAAAUGGUCUCAACUACUCCUGCUGAUGUCGACGGCCAUAAUCAUAUUUUCCGUCGUCUGAUUUCGAUCCAAGCCUACAUAUCGUUUUUGAGCGACAUCUGCGUCGCGAGUGGCUACUCUCACACCCGAACCGCCGCCGGAAUCCUUGGAGUGUUCAACAAUUCCGAAGAGUCCGACACGGUGACGAUCUUGGGUGCCCUGCAGCGCGUGGUCUUCUGGGAGCACAUUUUGAUCAAGGCGUUUGCGCCGAAGCCUUGGUCCGAUGGGACUACACCUGCUGCCGGCUUGACCGCGACAACCGCCCCAAUCCCGUCAUCGUCAUCAGGCACUGUAUCCAUUCCGGUCCUUCCUUCGAUCGGUGACCAGAGCCAGAUCAGUUCUGUGACGACCAUCCGAACCAAUGCCAUCUCGAAUACCGAAGCUGUCUCAAUGACAUCCGCUGGACGCGCCGACUCUGUCACUGGAAAGGCGACUGAAACUGCUGGGACUCCUGCCACUGAAUCAUCCAUUGAGAAUGCCAAAGCCUUACGGUCGAUCGCAGCCUCAAUUUCACAAUCACUCAACCCGUUCUUCUCAGCUAUCAUCAAGUUGCUAUCCUCUCGCCGAGUCACAGACGAGGCGUUAAAAAAACAAGCUCUCUACACGGCGAAUUUACUCGCACAAGUUUUGACAGGGCACUUAGUAUGGCCGGGUGCAGAGGAUCCGUUCUCAAACUUCGCAUACCUCACCGUCUGCCUGAAUACGGCAUCUCAGUUGCUCACUGAGGAAAGAGGAAGCCGCUCAACCCUGAACAGCUUAAUCUUAUCACCCUUCCACGACAGCGGCGGGUUGCAGACCAUUCUUUCGCUAUUCAACCGCUACGUUGACCAAACCGACUCGCUCUCGAAGGAAGGAAACCGCACGCCAGCUCAGAACGUCUUACUGGUCCAUCUGUACGGUGGCUUGAAGGUCGCCCUCGAUUUACUGCAGACCCUUUGCUCAUCAACUGCGCUAUUGGAGUCCCCUCAUACCGUUUUGCUGCAAAGCUGGAAGGAUCUGGUCGACCCCCCAUUUGAUGCUCCCGGAUUGCUGAUCUCGAUGCGUGCGAGGAUCUUGGCUGACAUUCAACGUCUGUGGCGCGCCGACUGGUUGAAUACUGCGCCCCCCAACGUUGUCCGCGGAGUUGUAAAGAUUUUGCUCGACAUCAUCAAGGCCGAUGGCGAGGCUUCUCCAGAACCAACUCCGGUUGGCCCUUUUACCACCGUUGGAAACUUGAUGGGCACCACCAACACCUCUUUAGACCGAAUCACGGGGGCAUUGAGCGGAGGAUUAGGAGGUGUGACAGGUUCUAGCUACCUCGCAUCUUACGCGCUCUCAGGUGGACGUCCACCCGCUGUACCGGACGAGGGAAGAAUCGCUAGCCUGGUAGACAUGGGAUUCCCACGUUCUGCUUGCGAAACUGCCCUGGCGAGAACUCAUAACAACCUCAACUUGGCAACCGAGUUCCUACUUGCCUCGCCUGUCUUAGUUCAACACCAACCUGGGGCAAACGAAGAGCAAACCGCCCCGGAAGCAAGCACCCAAACGGCGGACGUAGCUGACAGCUCACCAAACGAACUUGUGGCUAUUGCUGAUGAGGUGAUGACCACCCCGCGAUUAGGUUCUGCCACCUCUCCACCCCUGUCCCCAGUCCUGCCGAUCCCACCUGCUGAGCGCGAAUUAGCCUCCGACAAUCAUGAUGUUCCGAUGGUCGAGGCCUCGGCUGAAGAUUCAGGGACCGCAGAUCCUCAAGGGAGCACGGAGAACUGCAGCUUUUCUGGCGACGACGGACACACGACACCCAGAAUCCCAUCAGCCGAAGUGAGCGAUCCAGCCAGCAGCAAGACUUCUAAACUCGACGAAGUUCGGGCUCAGAUGAAGACUGCCCUGAGCGAACUCCGAGAUCCACUGCGAGCAAUGUUUCUCAAGCGCAGCUUGAUCCUGGCCGAGUCGUACGAUGAAUUGGCGUUUGAUUUGAAAACGGCCUUCAAAGCAUUCGAAAAGAAAUCGAUGGCCAACGAUAACAAGACCUUCGAUGGGAUUGCCACGUUACUCAGCGAGCUCGAAUCUUUCUCACCGUCAUCCGACCCAUCCAGUGAAGACUCGUCGCGCAACAACGUCCCAGCUAUCUCGGUCCGCUUAAGAAUGCUCGCCCUUCUGGCCAAUGACUCGUCCUUCGAAGCGUCCCUGCAUCGCAAUGCAAACACGUUGUUGAGGACUAUUGUAGCAUUACUCCGUAAUGCUACUGGCUUGAUGAAGGAGUCCCUCGAAGUAACAGAGAUUCCUAAAUGGCUUGCCUCCUCGCUUUUGAUUGUCGAGGCCAUCUUAGCUUACGCCAAGGACAAGCCGGCUUCCGAAGUUGAACUCACCAAGCCUGCUGCUGAGGAGCUGGAUGAAAACGACGAAGACGAUGAUGAGGACGAAGAUGUUGAUAACCCGAUCCCGGACAGCGUCGCUUUUCUAGGUCUUCCGGCCCUGAUGAACGAGCCCCGUCAAACCACCGCCAACCAGACCGCCUCCACUUCGGCGGCCAAAUCGACGAAAACUCCGGAGCUUUCAAGCCCCGCAUUCAGCCAGCCAUCGGAAGAAGAUUUGGAGCUGAUUUUCCAAAUCUGCACCAACGUGCUCAGAUGCCAGCAGUGUGGUCGACACGACUUCCUCGCUGCCAUCCGAGUGCUUCUCAUUUUGACCCAAAAGCAUUCUGUCGCUGAAGCUUUCCUCAACAGUGGCGUGCCCGCCAUUCUUCUCCGCAGCUUUUCUUUCAAAACGGAGUCUCGGGGCUGUCUACCCUAUGCAGCCAUGCUACUUCGGCACACCGUUGAAUCAAACCCAGUCAAGCAGGCGAUCAUGACUAAAGAAAUCACACAUUUCAUCUCUUCUCAUGGCCGCGUCCGGCAAUCUGACUUACCUUCUUUUUGCCGGCACUUGGUCCCCAUGGCCUGGCGAGAUUGGUCGACCUUAAUGGAAACGAUUGCGGCGACGUGCAAGCUGGUUCCAAACAGUGCUGCCACGGGUGGAUCGUGGCUGAUUGCUUUGAACGACAAGAAGGAUCAGCCUACCCAAGAACCCAACAAGGAAGCUUCGAAUUCGACGUUGAAAAUUGCUUCUGGUGAGACAGCAGGCAAUGAAAUGCAGAUUGAUGAGAUUGCACCGACUGAUCCUGAAAAACCUUCAGAUGAUGCGCCCUGGAGACCCGCGGUUGAUGGAACGAUGCAGUUCUUGAUGUCGGAAUUGCUGAAGGCCGGGAAAGAUUGUUUAGCUCCCAGUGCAGCCGCAGAUCCCACAACUUCGCCUAAUCUGCCGGGCAUUGUUCGACCGCCCAUCUUUAGUCAAGCUUCGCAGAGCACUCGUAUGCCAAGCUUGGACACUGUUGAUAUUGGAUCCACCGGUCCGAGCAGCAGUGCAACGACUUCAAAUCUAUUAGCAUCUGCCCUCGGUGGGUCGACCAAUAAACUCGAGAAAGCCGAUGAGCAUCAAGUUGCGGCUUUCUCCCAUGCCUGCUUCAUCAUGUCGUGGAUGAGCGAACUGUUGGCUUCUUACAACGAGUGCAAAAUCAGUUUCAUGAGCUCACAUCAUCGUAAGGGCAAGUCACCAGCAAAGUCGUCGACAUCCUCCAGUCUCGCUGCAGCAGCAGAUCUCAAGUCCAAGCACGAGAUCUUGAAUUUCAUGCUUUGUGACUUGAUUCCGACCGGCCCCUUGACUCAACCCAACACGACCGAAUCACAGAAGAAAUCAGCGAUUGCUAGUUGGGCAAUCAUGGUUUUGGUCGCAUUGUGCCAUGAGCCCAACGCUGGUAAGGAGCCUUCCGACAUCGUCACCUCCGCUCGCUCAUUCGUUCUCACCGGACUUGCACGUGCAAUUCAAGACGCGAUCGUGUCCGAAGAGCCUGUUGAUACUCGCUACGGCCGACUAUACGCCCUCUCAGAUCUCACUUUCCGUCUUCUUACUGCCGCCCCCUUUGCCCAAAGACCCUCAGCAAGCCCCAGCGAAGCGCCAAUCCAAAUCGCGAAGAUCAUGCUCGAGAAGAACUAUGCAGCUCUUCUCUCCAAUGCCUUGGCAGAUGUCGAUCUUAACUUCCCAUCUGUCCAACGCUUACUGAACUCGAUCCUGAGACCCCUCGAACAUCUCACCAAGGCAGUCACCAAGAUCAGUCGAGCAUCAUCCGACCGGAAGAACGGAGACAGCGCUACUGGUCCAGCUUCAACGAUUGAAGUCGAAAGUGUGCCCCCGACCGAAAGCUCGGUAGAAGACGAAGCAAUGAUACCUACCGAAGAAGACGCACCAGAUCUUUAUCGAAACUCGGCCCUUGAUCAAGCCACAGACAACGUAUUUGGUCGACCCCGGACUGGUCAGCAGUCCAUGGGAAUCUCAACCCAUCCCUUGUUGGUCGAAGAUUCCGGCAGGCCUUCCCGUGCGGACGCUUUUACCCGCUCUCAUCGUCGGAUGGACAUUCGAUCCGGAUCAGUCGAUCAGUGGAUCACAGCAAUCGAAAAUCUCCUCGGAGGUGGGGCUGGCCAGCUCAUCGAACAUAUUCUCGGCACGGCUGCCUACGGCCAGCGUCCAAUUCACAUUGAUCUCGGUCAAGGGCCCAAUGGACCCUCCCUUGGUGGCGUUGUCAUCGAUCCUCAGCGAGGCGUUGUGAUGCCUGUUGGCCCACAAGGCUUGGUUGGCCAAACUAACCAGCCUCCCCCAGCUAGCCGACUUGAUCGGCAUCUCGCCGAUCGAGUUGCCGGACAAACUUUGAUGCCACUGGCCACCCUGCCGAGAUGGUCCGAGGAGGCUCGAGUCUUCCAACAAAUCUCAUCAUCCUCCGAAAACCCCGCGAAGAUCCAACGCGCGAUCUUCAAUCUCCUAUCCCCACGCGCCAAGCAAACAGCCAAAGAAGACCUUCAGGAACGAGAGAAGCUCUCCAAGCUGGCCAGUGAAGCCCGGCGUAUGCGCGAAAACCAGGCUCAGUCUUCCCAAUCUGCACCUGCACCUUCCACCGAUGCCGUUACAUCGACGACCACGCGCGAAGAGAAUGGUGUCUUGCCCAUGCCUGUCGAUGUCACCGGCAUUGCUGAAUCGUUGGCUCUCGUCAACGCUUCUGCCGAUGACCCUAAUCCUCCUAUUCCUGAACCUGCAGCUACCGAGGAUGCGGAAAUGCACGAUGGGACAGAAGCCGCCAAUCAACCAGUUCAGGAGCAAUCCAAUCCCCAGUCGAUGCCCGCUUCACUACCCGAGAACAGCGCCAUGCAAGGCGUGGACUCCCAGGACGACAUUGUUGAAGUGAUCAACCUGGCUCGUCAGCUGGCGGACAGGAUUGGCUCGACGGCUGAAGGGUCGAAUGCACCGGAGCCCGUCGAAUCCGCUGAGCCACCAACAGCUACCGAGUCUGUUGUUGCUCAGCCAGAAGCUCCCGCAGAUCAAGCUACCUCCAGCGCCGAGUCAACCAGUGCUGCUCCACCGGCCGGAUCAUCGCAACGUGUCACAAUCACGAUCAACGGUGCCGAAGUUGAUAUCACCGACACCGGCAUCGAUCCCACUUUCUUGGAAGCGCUGCCGGAUGAUAUGCGAGAAGAAGUUCUCAACCAGCACUUCAGAGAACAGCGACCGGUACGAGAAGAACUAUCGGUCCCGGUACCUUCCAGCAUCAGCACCGACUUUUUGGAUGCUCUUCCUCCGGAGAUCCGCGCCGAGGUUAUUCGCUCCGAAGUUGCUGAUCAGCAGCGCCGUCGUCGCGAGGAUCUCGCCCGAAACACCACCGCCGCUGGUAGUAAUCGGGCGCCUGCCGACCCCGAGAUUGAUCCGGCCACGUUUCUCGCCGGUCUUGACCCCAGCCUUAGAGAAGCUGUCUUGCUCGAGCAAGACGAUGGCUUUAUCUCUACUCUUCCUCCCAAUCUGCUUGCCGAAGUCGAUGCGCUACGAGACCGUGUUCUCCGCCGACAGCACGCCGUUCGUUCCGGCCGCGCCCGUGAUCCACUCACCGGGUUGCCUGUCACUUCCGCUUCCCCUAUUCCCUCGGCUGGCAAGAAAGUCCCCGUCAAGGUCGACGCUGUUCAGGUUCUCGAUCGAUCAGGUAUUGCUGCCCUGGUCAGGUUGAUGUUCUUCCCCCAGCCUCUUCGAAGACAUUCCCUACAGAAGGUUUUGGUCAAUCUCUGCGAAAACUCCCGGAGUCGAACAGAAUUAAUCAGCACCCUUCUCGGGCUCCUCCAAGAUGGUACACGAGAUUCGGCAACUAUCGAUCGCAGCUUCUCGCAAGUUUCUAGUCGAGCCAGCAAGGCGUUAACACCCGUCACACCGAAGUCGACGAGUAAAUUGAGGCGCGAAACUCACGUCGGGCCACUUCCUCACUUCCCUGGCGAAAGCGUGCCCAACCUGAUUGCCCUCCGAUGUUUGGAGGCCUUGUCUCUUCUCGUCACUUCCAAUGACCGGGUUCCGAUUUAUUUCCUUACCGAGCAGGAAGUACACGUGGCUCUCCACAAACGUUCUGCCAAGAAAAGUAAGGGUAAGGAGAAGAGUAACACCUCAGUUACUUAUCCAAUCGUCGGUUUGCUCGCAUUGCUCGAUCGUGCCAGUCUGCUCAAACACCCCAACCUCACUGAAUCGAUCACUAGCUUGCUCGCGUUGAUCGGAAAACCUCUGACUGCACUCGCUAAAAAGUCAGAAGAAACCAAGAAUCAACCGGCCGCCUCAACUUCCACUGUCUCUAGUGCUCCUCUCAAUGAGGCUGGUUCAGCACCGGCUAUCUCAGAAACCGCAACGAGUCGGGCUGCAGCCCGAGCUACCACUACGACUGAUGCUCGGCCUGCCCAGACAAGUGCCGACAAAACCGAUGCCCCUCUUACCACGCUUGAAAAAGCUCCAGCGCUCGCUUCACACGACCUGCGAAUGAUUGUUAACGUUCUAGACUCUGGUGAAUGCUCCAGCAAAACAUUUAGCCACACCGUUACAUUCAUUCAGGCUAUUUCGACAUGCCCCAAUGGCCGAGAGGUGAUUGCCGCCGAACUACUUGAACGCGCAAAAUUCUUAGGUGAUGCUUUGCUGCCCGACCUGGACGAGCUUUCAGAAGCGAUUCGCGAAGCCCCAAAUGCAGCCGAAGUACGAUCCACCACAUUGGCCAAAUUCUCUUCCGCAUCUGCCCAGCAAGCCAAGUUGCUCCGGAUCUUGAAGACCACCGAAUUCCUGGACGCGCAUGCGAAGAAACAAGAAGGUAUUCAAUUGCCACUUCCUGAACCCACUUCGCCCCUGACGCUCAGUGGGGUCGAUGUCACGAGUCCGACGAGUGCCAAAUCAGCUCAAGAAGCUCAAUCAUCGGGAGUUCAAUUCAAAACGUUGUGGGAAAAGCUCAGCGAAUGUCUCACUCUAGUCCAAGAGCGAGAUGAUAUGAUUCACAUUGCCACCGUGCUCUUACCACUGAUGGAAUCAUUCUUGGUGGUAUGCAAACAUGCGGGGAUUAGUUCCCUCAAGUUGCAUCGCGGAUCAUUGUCGCCCCGACCGGAAGAGUUGUCGUCUGACGCCGUGAAUGGAUUCUUCCUAAACUUUACCGAGCGACACCGAAAAGUACUUAAUACGAUGGUGCGCAACAAUCCUGGAUUGAUGAGCGGUUCCUUCUCAAUUCUAGUUCACAACCCCAAGGUACUCGAAUUCGACAACAAGCGAAACUACUUCAGUCAGCAGUUGCACAAGGCUCGAUCCCGCGAGCAAUACGGCAACGUGCAGUUGAACGUCCGUCGACCGCACGUGUUUGAAGACUCGUUCCACAGUCUCGCCCGGCGCACCGGAGACGAGCUGAAGUACGGGAAGCUCAGCGUCAGAUUCUAUGACGAGGAAGGUGUCGAUGCCGGUGGAGUGACUAGGGAGUGGUUGACCAUCUUGGUCAAGCAGAUGCUAGACCCCAACUACGCGCUCUUCACAGGUAGUGCGGCAGACUCGAAAACCUAUCAACCCAAUCGCGCCAGUGCCGUCAAUCCUGAUCACUUGGGAUUCUUUACGUUCUGCGGACGGGUUAUUGGAAAAGCCUUGUACGACGGAAGAGUAGUAGAUGCCUACUUUACCCUGGCGUUUUAUAAGCAUCUCUUGGGCAUUUCGGUUGGCUUAAGCGAUCUGGAAUCCGUUGACCCAGACCAUCAUCGUUCGUUGAAGUGGAUGCUGGACAAUGACAUCGACGGGAUCUUCGAGCUUACCUUUAGCGUCGAAGCCGACGACUUUGGCUCGACUAGGAUCGUUGACCUCAAACCAGGAGGACAGGAGAUCCCAGUAACGAACGAAAACAAGGCAGAAUACGUGCAACUGCUCGUCCAAAACCGACUGACAGUCUCGAUUCAAGAGCAGAUCGACGCCUUCAAGAAGGGCUUCGACGAAAUCAUCCCCCGCGAUCUUGUCCGGAUCUUCUCGGCCACCGAGCUCCAGCUCUUACUGAAUGGACUCCCUGACAUCAAUGUGGAAGACUGGAGAGCCAAUACCGAGCUCCAUCAGUUCCAGCAAAGCGAUUCCACCGUGACGUGGUUCUGGAGGGCCGUCAGAUCCUUCGGCCAGGAGGAACGUGCCAAGUUGCUCCAGUUCGCCACUGGUAGCUCGAGAGUUCCUCUCGAAGGCUUUGGUGCACUUCAAGGAGCACAGGGCGCCACCAAGUUCUCAUUGGUCAACGCGCACACCAAAAACGUCCUACCCAGUGCCCAUACAUGUUUCAAUCAAAUUGACCUACCUUCCUAUGACUCGUAUGAGGAGUUGCGGCGGAUGUUCUUGAUUGCUAUUAAUGAAGGAUCUGAAGGGUUUGGCUUUGCUUAA